AAAGUGGGACGAAAUUACUUAAUAUUAUACAUUUUGUUCUCGUUUAGGACAUUUCAUAAAAAUUUAGUAUUUAGUUUUUAGCAAGAUUAUAGAAGUCACUUGAGGUGCGCAAUGCAACAGCCAAAUAUCAAACAUAAUCAGCUGUCAAUUAUAAACUACGUGCUGGAGUUCGACGACAUCAACGGUAGUAACCCCGUGGCCCGUGAAAGUGUUCCUGGGACUGACGGAGGGCAAGGAAGUAGUGCCUGCGCCAGCUGUCACGUGGAAGGACGCACCCUGCCGGUCCCAGUGCUGUGCCAGGUGUGCGGCGACAAGUCCUACGGCAAGCACUACGGCGUGUACUGCUGCGACGGCUGCUCCUGCUUCUUCAAGAGGUCCAUCAGGAAGGGCGUCUCCUACUCCUGCAUAUCCGGGAAGGGAGAGUGUGUAGUGGACAAGGCGCGGAGGAACUGGUGCCCUCACUGCCGCCUUCAGAAGUGUCUCUCCGUCAACAUGAAUACGGAAGCCGUACAAGAAGAACGAGGACCAAGAAAACCCAAACUCAAGCAGCACCAUCACCAACACCAGACUUCCCUCCCUGACUGUCCCACUCCAGAAAUGAGAACGGGGCCGGCUGACUUCGGGAGAGCGCCACCACCACCACCACCACCACCUCCACCGCAGCCCCCUUCCCUACAGUCCCACAUCCCUAUCUCCUGCCCCCCGCCGCUCCUGCCCUCCGCUUUCCACCCCUCGUCGAAAUUAGUCUCGGGGCCAAUACUCAGCCUGCUUGAUGUGCCUCCGGUCCUUGCUAAUCAAUGGUGUUCAUCAGAAAAACCUUGGUCCCUAGCAUCUCUUCUGGCCUCGAACCCACUCUUCACCACCACGCUGGCGCCCCAUCCUCCGCUCCUCCCGCCACGGCCGCCCCCGCCCCCGCCCUCGCAUCCCCGCCUGCCGCCGCCCCUCAAGCUCCACACCUCAGCCUUCAGCGCCGUCAGACCCAACGCUCAUCAGUUCGCCAGCUCAGGUCACCUGAGGGAGGAGAUCGGCACGCAGGUGCUAGGGUGGCUGGUGCGGCAGGCCAGAACCUCUCCUUUCCUCACUCCGUUGCCUCCCCACGACCUCCUCCUCCUACUCACAAGAGCCUGGCCACAACUCUUGCUUUUGCAUGCAGCCUAUUGGCCCCUGGACCUCCUCCUACUUCUACAGAAUGAACUAAAAGUUGAACUUAAAGUUACAAAUAAUGAAGGGAUAUUGCCAAGUAUGUCCAAAAGUGAGGAGGCCGGGCAGGUGGUGGCGGCGCUCAGGAUGUGCCGGCAGUACUGUUUGGACUCCACUGAGCUGCUGCUGCUCUCUGCUGUUAUUCUUCUAAGAUCACAGCCUGGACUCUCAACUGAUGGGAUGCUGUUGAUAUCAGCCCUGCAAGAGAGAGCUCAGGCCACUCUGGGAAGCCACACAGCCUCAGUCUGCCCCAGUGAUCCACUGCGACCCUCUAACCUACUCCUCCUAGUGGCAUCUCUACACUGCCUUCCUCAGCAAGUGGUAACAAAUGUUCUCAUGCCCAGCCUUUCUUCUCCUCAGACUGCAUCCCUUGUAAUUGCCACAUUCCUUUCCACUCAUUAAAGAUGAAGAAAUUAAGCAAAUGUAGGAGCAAAUCUUCGGUAUAUGUGUACUGUAUUACAAUACUUUUUUGUUAACUGCUAUAAUAAAAUAUUAAUAUAC
Messenger RNA from Eriocheir sinensis (Chinese mitten crab), 1701 nucleotides. Its product is annotated as photoreceptor-specific nuclear receptor-like. Gene Ontology annotation, molecular function: nuclear receptor activity; zinc ion binding; RNA polymerase II cis-regulatory region sequence-specific DNA binding. Bases 112 to 1602 code for a protein of 496 amino acids. The record is from RefSeq and is a predicted model, not a curated record. The transcript is spliced from 8 exons. Gene Ontology annotation, biological process: cell differentiation; anatomical structure development; regulation of transcription by RNA polymerase II. Lineage: Eukaryota; Metazoa; Arthropoda; Malacostraca; Decapoda; Varunidae.